UUACCUACAUCCAUAAUUCCAUACAUACAUUCGACAUUUUUCUUUUUUUUUCCCCAUAAAGUAUAAACCCAAAGCCAAAAUCCAAAGAGAAAAAGAGAAAUUAAAGCGUCAAAAAUGGCUUUGAACCCUAAUCUGUAUCCCAAUGGUAUGCCCGUAGCUUUCGUCAACGAGAUGUUCGUCUUGAUCCGAGACGGUGUCGAAUUCCAGAUUGACAAGAUCCCCGGGGCUAAUGGAGGAGUUGCGAAAUCAAAGGGUAAAAUAUAUUUGUCCAACGUUCGCAUGGUGUUUGUUGCUGAUAAGCCUGCCAACAAUUUUAUUGCGUUUGAUAUGCCCUUGCUGUAUGUGCAUGGAGAAAAGUUUAAUCAGCCGAUUUUUUACUGCAACAAUAUAUCUGGACUCGUGGAGCCUGUGGUUCCAGAUGACCAACACAGGGCAUUAUACUCGACUCAUUCCUUCAAGAUUUUGUUCAAGGAAGGAGGUUGUGGAACAUUUGUGCCCUUGUUUUUCAACCUGAUAAAAUCUGUGAGACAAUAUAAUCAGCAAUAUAGUGCUGCUGCAUCAGAGCCCCGUGCUGAUCCUUUAAGAGCAGCAGAAACUCCAGUUGACGAGAUGAUGAGAUCUGCAUAUGUUGAUCCAAGUGACCCAACAAGGAUCUUUCUGCAGCAGCCAAAUUCUGAUUCACAGCUGAGACGCCGUACAUAUCAUCCCCAGCCUGAAUAAAUCACCAAGUUUCAUUCAUCUGGAACUUCAUGCUGUGUGAUCGUCUUCAUGCUACUAAUCUCUAUGCCUAAAUAGAGUCUAUAAUUACUUGUGUAAUAUCUACUUGUACAUGAGAUCUUCUGGCUCCGGGUUUGUAUGUAUUUUGGUAUAUUUUCACCUGGUAACUUGCCACUUUAACUGAAUGCCUGUUAAUGUUCUUUAAAUCAGUUUGGUAAACUUGUUAUGAGCA
This is a messenger RNA of Erigeron canadensis, 949 nucleotides long. RefSeq names its product UPF0664 stress-induced protein C29B12.11c. Gene Ontology annotation, molecular function: chromatin DNA binding; transcription coactivator activity. Gene Ontology annotation, biological process: positive regulation of DNA-templated transcription. NCBI's taxonomy places the organism in Eukaryota, Viridiplantae, Streptophyta, Magnoliopsida, Asterales, Asteraceae. The coding region runs from base 115 to 720 and encodes 201 amino acids. The record is from RefSeq and is a predicted model, not a curated record. Gene Ontology annotation, cellular component: nucleus. The transcript is spliced from 5 exons.